Ornithodoros turicata is the source of this 3465-nucleotide messenger RNA. RefSeq lists its product as uncharacterized. Bases 468 to 2828 code for a protein of 786 amino acids. The record is from RefSeq and is a predicted model, not a curated record. The transcript is spliced from 9 exons. Lineage: Eukaryota; Metazoa; Arthropoda; Arachnida; Ixodida; Argasidae.
GUUUGCCCGCCGCCUCUGCGCCUCACUCUCCAUCGCCCGCCCGCGAGAAGGGGCGCAGCAAAAACGAAGGCGUACUACCACCACGCGUGCACGCUCGCACACACCUGUUUCCCCCGUCAGGACAAAAACACCAGCUAUUCUGUAGUGAGCACCGCUUGGAUCCUCUGCCUCGAGAGUUCCUUCUAGUCCAUGCAUCCUUGUGGAUUCACCGCGACGGACGUACGAGUGGUUUACUGGCCAGGAUCAACGUCUGGGAGGCAGUUCUACGACCAACUGACUGUCCAGGCUGCUUCUGGGAACGUCGGGUUCACGUUGCAAGAAUGAUGUGUAGUGCUAUGGUGGAUUUUCCGCCAAACUUUCCAGACAGCUGCCGGCACAGUUGCGCCUGAAGUCGGCCCAGGACGCAUACUAACCCCCUUCCACUACUCCUUGCUGUACUCCCACCACCUGUCCAGUGAUCUCCCAAGAUGCCUUCAGACCGAAGCACCCCAGAACACAAUGGAAUCAUUACACGUCGAGUGACACCCGGACCCGUCGCAGAAAAUGAUGCUGACGUCAUUUCCAAUACGAAGCACGAGGAAUGGACGACGUCAAAGAAGGUCGUCAAUCACAAGACACGACAGACGGAAACACGGGUGCAACGGCAGGUUGUCCUGGAAGACGGCAAGGUGAUCGCCGACUCUGGUCCGCAGAUUACGACCAGGACAACGGAGGACAACAAGGUUGAAGAAUCAGAAGACACACAGCACAAGAAGACAGGAGACGACCGUGCUCCAGAUGGUUAUGUACCAAUCCCUGGUUCCGAGAAAGUAGUAUGCGAGAAGACAGAGACCCACCACGUUAUGAAGGAGUCCAAAGAAGAGAACAUGAAAAUGCACGACGAGAGGAUCAGGGAUCUUUCGAAACCGGAGGAGAUCCAUCGGAUGGCGCUCAUGGUUCCUGGCGAAUCGCCUCUAGUAGGAAUUUCACCAGGACAGUAUCCAGGAAAGGUGACGCACUACAGCAGCCGUUGCAAGAAGGUUAGCGACACGGACGAAGUGAAAGAGUUCUCGGAGCAGAAGGGCGGAGAGGUUACCACCCAGACAACCAGGACGCACCACCACGAAGAAGUCGACGACGACGAGGUUCCAGAAGACGAAGCUGAAGGUAAGGGCUUACCAGCCAUCGAAACCGAAACAAGACGAAACUACGAGUACCUUCAUGACGGAGACGAACACGAUAAGCUUUCUGACAGACAACGCAAGGAGAAGGAAAUGCGAUUCCUUACGACAGGAGAACCAGCAGAGCGUCGAGACCCCGUAACUCGCAGGGCUCUCAGUCUCCAAGAAGAAGAAGAGAUCAGAAACUCAGUAACAAAUCGCUGGCUCGAAGACCACUUUGGUUCGGACCAAUCAGACGACGACCCGGUUAGACCGCACUCUGGUGGCAAUAUCAUAAACAUACGAAUGACCGAUAAAAGAACUCCAACGCCACCGUCCAGAAGGGACUCUCCAGAGGUUAUUUACACUAUGCCUUACUUCAAGUCCCCCAAUCAGGAGCCAGUAGUGCGUGAAUCCGUCAGUCCGUACCAGCCCUCAACGCUGCAGAGUAGUAGGGUUCAAAAGACGUCGUAUCAUCUUGGUGAACACGAAAGGAACGUAGAGAAGACCAACGUGAAAAACGUCUGGAAGUCGAGUCCCUCGAUAUACCACGAUCUAACGCGAGACUUGGACGACGCCUCGUCUGUCACGUACAGGAGAGAAGGUGGAGCGUACAAGGACCUGGAGAGCAGCUACAGGCCAGCAGAAAGGUCCACCAUAGUAGGCAACAGCAUCUUUACCAGAGAGGACCGCAGACAGCACCAUACCAGCCAAACGUUGGAUGACAGCAGGAUUCGGAGGCACGACUCCUUCCAUCAGACGGCUACGAGCACCCCUAAGCGACCUGUCCACCGGUCACAGUCUACCCGUGUACCUGACAGGACUAGCAGCCAGCCCACGCCUCACUGGACAAACUUCACCCUCCCCAGAGGUCCGAACGGCCGCGUCAGAACAUUCACGGAGUACACGUCAAGGACCAGCCGCGGCGUUCAGGCUGAUCUUGAGGAACCAACAAUUACCCCAACAUCCCGCCAGACAGUCCGCACGGUCAAAGAAACGCAGAGCUUGCCCCGCCACACUCACACUCAUCACCACCACCGUCACCACACACAUCACCAAAACCACGAGGAACGUCAGAGACACGACACCAGGAGCCCAGAGUCUAACGCGUCGUCUACGAUGUCGCGCCCAUCCAAGACAUUCUACUUCGGUGACAAGACGGACGUGAGCUUUCACAACAAGCAUCGUCCAAACUACUUCACGAUUGAAAAAGAUCGCUCAGUGCAGCCGCCUCGAGGCUUCAGUUCGGACCGGUAUUACUCCGUCGAAGACUUAACCGGCCGAUCUUACACCAACAGUCACACGCAGUCGGUAAAGAAGACCAGCUACCAGGAUAGACAACGUAACGUGCACGCUACACCGCCUACGAGUCCACCACCCAGGCUAAUUAAAGUGACCAACGGUCGCUUGUCUUCGCCGCCCGUGCCUCCGCCUCCUCCGCCGUUCCAGUACGAGAAGCUAAGCCGGCCGAUAAGGACGGCAUCACCAGUAGUGAACCCUCCGACUUUCACUCCUUUGUUAAGUCCCACGGAGAUAAAGAGACAGCAAUCGAGUUCGAUGAGCAACCUGUCUCGAGAUCGAUAUGACACGACCCAGGAGUACCGCACCGCGACGUCCAGGACCACGAAGAAGGAAUACAGAGUUCCAGGGCCGACAGUCGUUGAGGUGCGGAACUGGAAUAACCGAUAAGUGCGCCGUACUGCUGCAGAGGAACUGUGCGCUUCCGGAAGGAAUAUUGGCUCAAUUCGAUGAGUGCGCUCUGUAGCAAUUACUAUCAGGCAGUCUGCAGAUCUAGUGACAAAUCCUUGUAGGAACAUGGUGGGGGACUGCAAAGCUGAUAUAACUAACGUGCAGGGUGUUUCCGCUCGGACAAGACAAAAAGAAGAAGAGAACAAGGACAAAGAGAAAACAUUCAAUUACAGAGCGAAUCACGCACUGUGUAUGGUUUCUAAGGUACAUAGUAGACACAGUGCAAGGAUGAGACGGUUAGCAUAUACUGACGGUUACUUGGUCACCUUCAUAGUAAUUAUGCCCAUGCUUGGUCUGUCCUGUCAUUUCUAGCUACGGGGAACGCUCUGCGCCAAUAUAAUAACACUGAGUUACCACAGGGCUCAACUCUAGUUGUACAUAGUAUUUUUUUAGAAUUUUCGUGUCUAACCCGCUAGCUCAAAUACAAAGCAUAAUUUCUGAUGUGGUGCAAGUAAGAAUCUUCACCAGCUCGAUUUGUUCGUCAAGGGCAAUUAAUGGACUACUGCCGGUUGUUUUGUGCCAACAGAUGCAAUAUGUGUACAUAGCUAAGUUGAGUAAAGCGUGAUCGAUCAAUACA